Molecule: messenger RNA, 2020 nt
Organism: Trifolium pratense (red clover)
Lineage: Eukaryota; Viridiplantae; Streptophyta; Magnoliopsida; Fabales; Fabaceae
Product: disease resistance protein Roq1-like
Exons: 2
Coding region: 274-1815 (513 amino acids)
Biological process (GO): signal transduction; defense response
Molecular function (GO): ADP binding
Source: RefSeq, a predicted model, not a curated record
UCGAUGAAUGAAAAACUGAAAGACGAGUAAAAUUAACACCAAGAAAUUAGGAAAUUUCUAGGAACAGGGGAAAGUGAAAGAUGUAGGAAAUUAAAACAAUGAAAUUUCUGGGAAUUGAAGAGAGCAUUGGAUAUUAGUUCUAAACUACACCACACAAAUGAUUGAUUAUUUAUAUUACUAUCCACCCACAGCUUUUUGUUCACGCUUCUUUUAUAUACAGUCACACAAAGCCACUGAUUACUCAACACUUUAGGUUUGUCUUUGGCAAGUUAAAUGACUUCAACUAACAGCAUAAUCCAAAGCAAAAGCAGCAUGAUCACUUUGAGAGGGAAAUACGCUUAUGAUGUGUUUGUUAGCUUCAGAGGCGCAGACACGCGCUGCAAUGUCACCGAUCAUCUUUUUGCUGCCUUCAAAAGAAAAGGAAUUGUUUCAUUUAAGGAUGAUAAAAAUCUCAGGAAAGGUGAAUCCAUAGCACCUGAGCUCCGUCGUGCAAUUGAAGGAUCACGGAUUUUCAUAGUGGUUUUCUCAAAGAACUAUGCUUUCUCAACAUGGUGCUUGCAAGAACUGGAUCAGAUCCUUUAUUAUGCUCUAAUAUCUGGAAGACGUGUUCUUCCAAUUUUCUAUGAUGUUGAUCCAUCUGAGGUGAGACAUCAAAAAGGAAGAUAUGCUAAAGCCUUUGAAAAACAUGAAGAAAGGCUCAAGCAUGACUUAGAGGUGGUAAGAAGAUGGAGAACAGCUCUGACACGAGUGGCCAAUAUCACUGGCUGGGAUUUACGCCACAAGCGUCAAUAUGCUGAGAUUGAAAAGAUUGCUCAACAGAUAAGGGAUUCAUUUUGUCCCAAGUUUUCAAGCCUUCCAAAAGAUAUAGUGGGGAUGAUUUCUCCAAUAGAAGAACUAGAAAAUCGUUUAUUUUUGGAUUCGGCUAAUGAUGUUCAGGUUGUAGGAAUUUGCGGGAUGAGAGGAAUAGGGAAAUCAACUCUUGCAGCUGUUUUAUAUGACAGGAUCUUUCAUGAAUUUGAAGCAAGUUGUGUUAUCGAAGAUGUAAGCAAAAUUUAUAGAGUUGAUGGUGCAAUUGGUGCACAAAAGCAAAUUCUACGCCAAACUCUAAAGGAAGAACACCUUCGGGUAUGCAAUCCUUAUGAGGCAACUAUUUUGAUACGAAGUAGGAUGCUUCAUCUAAAGGCCCUAGUAAUUCUUGAUAAUGUUGAUCAAAUUGAACAACUGGAGAAAUUAGCCGUGAAUCGUGAAUGUUUUGCUGCUGGGAGUAGAAUCAUUAUAAUUACUAGAUAUGAGCACAUCUUGAAAGAGUAUGGAGUGGAUGGAGUUUACAAAGUUCCACUCUUGAAUCAAAUUGACUCUAUUCAAUUAUUAUUUUAUCAAAAAGCUUUCAGAUGUGCUGAUAUUACUAGUUAUUAUGAACAAUUGGCAUGUGACAUGCUUCAUUAUGCAAAUGGCCUACCUCUAGCAAUUAAAAUAUUGGGUUCAUUUUUGUUUACUCUACAUACCUCUGAAUGGAGAAAUGCAUUGGUUAGAUUGAGAGAAAGUCCGAACGAAAAUAUUAUAGAUGUCUUGCAAUCAAAGUAUCAAUAUCCACUACGACCAUCCAUGUAUCACUACAAUGGACGCUGUCGUGAUCAAACCAAAUGUACUACUGUGGAGGUUCACCCUAGGGGUGAUAAUCAUUACAUGGAGCAAAGGUACAUACAGGGUUAUCCUGUGCAACCUUCACGAUUGUCCUACGUGAACUCGUCUGAGCCCGAGUCUACUUUGUUCAUGUUCAAUGAUGAGAACGCUAAUUCUUGUUCCAUCAUGUGAUUUGUUUUAUUUUAUUAUAGAAGUUGAAUUGUCUAUUUGAGUGUAUACAGAUGUGUAACUAGUAAAUACAAAUAUUAUAUUUAUAGGAAUUAUAAUUAAAUAGUGACUCAAAUUCAUAUUCAUGAUUAAGUGCUGUAUAGUGAUUUUUGUGAGAUGGUAGAAUUUUGAUCUCCAAAUUUAUUAUAUUUAAGGGUCAUUGAAGCAA